This is a messenger RNA of Priapulus caudatus, 1378 nucleotides long. RefSeq lists its product as uncharacterized. Lineage: Eukaryota; Metazoa; Priapulida; Priapulimorpha; Priapulimorphida; Priapulidae. The record is from RefSeq and is a predicted model, not a curated record. The transcript has 7 exons. Gene Ontology annotation, molecular function: biotin binding. Bases 159 to 893 code for a protein of 244 amino acids.
AGAUAUAUAGGUGCAAAUAUCAAACUACUGUUUGCACAACCGAAAUCUCGGCAAUCUCUGCAGUAAGCACAGUUCACGUUAGUUCACGAAUCAGUACCAGUCCAUACGUAGUGUUCAGCAGUACCCUUAGUUUCCAGGCUCCGAUUGCUACAGUCACAAUGCGCUACGCCGUGAUCAUUCUGUUGGUAGCAGCAUCUGCCCACAGCGACUUUGUUCACGAUAGAAAGUUUCUGCACCAAUGCGACAACAAAGAGAUAAUCCACUUACCUUCCGACUACAUGAAUUAUGAUGACAUAUUUGCACCGAAUGAUGAUGGAGAAGGAAUAAUGCCGCGCGCUUGGUCCCAGCGACCCAGGCGUUGCAGAGCCGAAGAUGAGCUGAAUAUAGCCGGCGUCUGGUACAAUGAACACGGCUCCGAGCUUAUCCUAUGCCACGAUAACCAUGGCCUGCUCACGGGAGAGUACCGAACCGCCGUGGAGUCGAGCCCUGGUGCUGCUGGUUUCGAGAGGCCUGUAGUGGGCUGGACUGUUCCGCGAUGCACGCGAUUCGACGCAUCAGAAAAGUGGGAGGUGCCGCUUGCUUUCAACGUAGUGUGGGAAAGUUACGCGGUGAUGUCGUGGGUUGGCCAUUACCAAAUCGCCAAAAAGGCAACAACGAGGUGCAAUCGCGUGAGGGGCUGCUCAGUCUUGUCCCUAUACGACGAGACCUUGUUUACAUCAUGGACGAUGGCUAGUAACGCUACCCACAGCGAUCGCUGGGCAGCCAACAGAAUGGGUCACAAUAUUUUCAAGAGACCAAACGCAUCAGUGCAACCGAGAAGGGCACGUUGCAAGGAUACCCCGUCGAGCACAGGCGAUAUCUAUUGCCCGGAGCACAUCCAUUACGAGAACUGAUUUUCCGGGCGACACCUAAAUAAGCAGGAUGUACUGUCAGAUUCAUAGAUAAUUUCAGGCAAUAAAAUUCAUGCCUUAGAAUAAACCUAUAUACUUCUUACACCGAGAACUGCACGUAUCCCAUCGAUAAUAAUGUGAUUUGGAUAAGAAUUCUCAAGUCUAUAGGCUCUAAGUAUAGCUAGACCUUACAAAUGAACCAGAAAUUAUUAUAUAUCAAGAAAUCAGUAGUGAUGGCUAUAUAUUAUACAGAUCGCGAACGAAAAAUCAUCACAAAACACAAUUACGUUGAAUAUACGUUGAUUACGCGUGAUACAUUAUGGUGGUGUCAGUAGUUCAUAAUAAAUAUAGUCUAUUGCCUAUUAUUAGCGACAUUUUUAUUAUUAUCAUGAUGAAAUAAUAAGCAAAUCAAUUCAUUUCUUCAUAAUAUAGUGGAUAUUAAAUAUCUAAUUUCAUAUUAACGAAGUUAACAGGAAUUGUAAAAUUAA